UGGCACCUUUAGUUUUUGUUUCAGUAUUACUAAAUAAUACAGGCAGUGAAAUCCAUUAUGAGAUCAUCACUAUCCCUGUGCAUCAUUAGAACUUUCUGUGCAAUUCAAUUUUGCCAGGAAAUCCACGAUGCAUCGCAUUGUAAACCCAUUAUUAAAACACAUUAUUCAUCGGAGUUCUCACGAUGCUACAUCAAGAAAACUAUGUCUGCAAUAUUUGAAAAGCUUAAGAACUCUGCAUCUUAAUGACUACAAGACUGUAUUUUUAGGUGAAACUGAUCUUUCUGAAAGUCUCAUAACAGGAGACAAGUUUCCUUAUGAAGAUAAUCACAACUGGCCUGCAUGGACAGUUGUACAUGCUGGCAACAGCCAAGGAUGGAUACCCUGGAGAUACAGAGUAUAUCUAAGGGAUGACUUACCCUUAAGGCAACAAGACGACAUGUUUCAAGAAUUCUGUGACUUUCUCUCUAUUACUUAUGGGAAGUGUGCCAUUGUGGUCAAAGAGAAAAAACGCUUAAGGGUGAAGACUGAAGGAACUAACCAGGAGGGGGACACAAUUGAUCCUCAGGCCAUUUCUCACCCAAACUUGUUGAACAUCAAACACUGCCCUGAAAUUGCCAGGGCUACAGGUCACGAACUUCUUUCAGUGCCUUUUGAUUACAAUUACUUACAUCCUAUGGAUGCCGUCUGGUCAUCUUUGAAAUGGUUUAUUAUCAAUAACAGAAAAGAGUUUUCUCUGACAUCCUUGGAAAGGACCUAUUCCUACCAAUGCAUCCUGUUCAGUGACCUGAUUGGGAAAGGAAUAGAGGCAACGAGCCCAAACAAAUGGAAAGUGGCUGUUAACAAAGUGCGGAGAUGGGAAAAUUACUACUUGGAUAAGUUUUCCUGACUUUCUCCAGUCGUUUGUCAAGUAAUCUUUGGCUGAAAAUAGGUUAAUUCAUAUGAACUAAAUUUACAUUUUCACUUUAUAAUGCUAGGUCAAUGGUGAUAAUAAAAAGAAUAGUUUUAAAGUGACUUUUAGUGUUAUAGUAUUAGAUUCACAUAUGCCAUUUAAGUAGAUUAAUUUAAUUUUGUUUGAUGUGGACAAACAGCUAUUUG
Molecule: messenger RNA, 1095 nt
Organism: Protobothrops mucrosquamatus (brown spotted pit viper)
Lineage: Eukaryota; Metazoa; Chordata; Lepidosauria; Squamata; Viperidae
Gene: FAM243A
Product: family with sequence similarity 243 member A
Exons: 1
Coding region: 128-886 (252 amino acids)
Source: RefSeq, a predicted model, not a curated record